Molecule: messenger RNA, 360 nt
Organism: Colletotrichum spaethianum
Lineage: Eukaryota; Fungi; Ascomycota; Sordariomycetes; Glomerellales; Glomerellaceae
Exons: 2
Coding region: 1-360 (119 amino acids)
Source: RefSeq, a predicted model, not a curated record
AUGUGCACCUACAUCUACACCCUGCACAAGGACUGCAUGCACAAGCAGUAUCAAAACAUCUUCAAAUGCGCCUCAGCUCGGGGCAGUAUGCCGAACCUGCCCUCCCACGGCCUCACCCUCGAUAGAACCCUUCACCUGCCCGACGUCCCACCGUGGGAGGUCCCGGACCCAAUGUGCAACGAGAGAGCCAAGAUAGCGACGAGGCCUGUGAAUGGUCGGUGCCGGGCGUGUAUGGGGAGAGAGAGGGAGCUGAAGGCUUUGGAAAGGGAGGGUACAAACACAGCGGCAGGUGUCAGGACGAGCAUUCUUGGAUUGGAGCAGCUUGUCGCCGCGUCGAAGCCGUUGGACAUGGGCAAGUGA